Leguminivora glycinivorella is the source of this 972-nucleotide messenger RNA. RefSeq names its product cysteine dioxygenase type 1. Gene Ontology annotation, biological process: L-cysteine catabolic process. The record is from RefSeq and is a predicted model, not a curated record. Bases 191 to 970 code for a protein of 259 amino acids. Gene Ontology annotation, molecular function: ferrous iron binding; cysteine dioxygenase activity. The transcript is spliced from 7 exons. NCBI's taxonomy places the organism in Eukaryota, Metazoa, Arthropoda, Insecta, Lepidoptera, Tortricidae.
UUAAACGUAACUUUCUUAUUUGACGUUUUUAAGGUUAUCUUUUUUGACCAAGACUUUUUUUAAGGUUAACAUUUUUGACCAAGACUUUUUUUAAGGUUAACUUUUUUGACUUAGGUAAACUGUGUUAAUUUUUUGUGAAGUGAUAUUGGUGAAAUUAUAAAGGAAAAGCUAAAAGUAUAUUUAAACCAACAUGGACGUAGAAAACGCUAACUGCAAGAUGAGAGUGUCCCAAUGCACAGACAUGGAAGUGCUGCCCAUCGAGAGACCUAUCAAAAUUGACCACGAAAUCACAGGCCUGGAAAAGCUGGUGGAAGAGAUACACGCCAUAUUCUCCCGGGACCACGUGAAUGUCCAGGAUGUGCAGAAGCUAAUGCUGGGAUACAAGAGCAGCCCGAAAGACUGGAAGAAAUAUGCCAAAUUUGACCGUUUUCGGUACACAAGAAACCUGGUGGACGCUGGUAACGGUGCCUUCAACAUCAUGAUCCUCUGCUGGGGGGCUGGACACGCGUCGCCUAUACACGACCACGCGGACUCGCACUGCUUCAUGAAGAUACUGUCCGGAAACCUUGAAGAAGUCAGAUACGAUUGGCCAGACCACGUGCAACCCGAAGUGCUAAAGAAGCUGAAAAACAAUAGCUGCUGCGACAAAAUGGCGGACCAAGAUGGCUGCCGGUGCGAACAAGAUGGUGGAUACAACGCGGGCGAUAUGAAAGAGAUAGGAAGAAAUAGGUUGGAGCUUAACGAUGUGUGCUAUAUUAAUGAUGCCCUAGGCCUUCACCGUGUAGAGAAUCCCUCGCACGCCGACGGCGCUGUCUCUCUUCACCUGUACUGUCCGCCCUUUGACAGCUGUCGCGUGUUCGAUUCCCGGACCGGGACACCUACUACCGUUACCACCACCUUCUGGUCUAUUAACGGGAAGAAAGUCAAACGGGUUAUGGAGGCCAAUGAAUGCGCAGACAGCCAGAACUGAGG